Molecule: messenger RNA, 2690 nt
Organism: Benincasa hispida (wax gourd)
Lineage: Eukaryota; Viridiplantae; Streptophyta; Magnoliopsida; Cucurbitales; Cucurbitaceae
Product: protein SMAX1-LIKE 3-like
Molecular function (GO): ATP hydrolysis activity; ATP binding
Source: RefSeq, a predicted model, not a curated record
AUACUGUCCUUAUAUACUCAACUAGUUUCUUCCACUUCCUUCUCCAUCCUUUAAAUAUAACCCUUUCUCCUCUUCCUUCUUCUUCAUAUCAUUACAAUCCUAGGUCUCAUUUUUCUUUUGCUCAUCAUCCAACUUAUACCACUACAACAAAAAAACAAGAGACUAGCUAGUUGUGUGAAAAUGAGAGCUGGAAUUUGCACUAUACAACUUCAAGCUCUUAGCAUUGAGGCCGAAGCGACGGUGAAGCAAGCAAUCGGCCUUGCACGACGACGAGGUCAUGCUCAUGUGACUCCGCUCCAUGUUGCUAGUGCUAUGCUUGCUUCGUCCUCCGGCCUCCUUCGGAGAGCUUGUCUUCAUUGUCACUCUCACCCUCUACAAUGCAAAGCUCUUGAGCUUUGCUUCAAUGUUGCCCUCAACCGUCUCCCGACGUCGACACCAAGCCCACUCUUUGGCCCUCAAUAUCCAAAUCCUUGCCUUUCCAACGCGUUGGUUGCUGCCUUUAAACGAGCUCAGGCACACCAACGUCGUGGCUCGAUCGAAAACCAGCAGCAGCAGCAACAACAACAACCCAUUUUAGCCUUGAAGAUUGAGUUGGAACAACUCAUAAUCUCUAUCUUGGAUGAUCCAAGUGUUAGUAGAGUUAUGAGAGAAGCUGGUUUCUCUAGUACACAAGUCAAAAACAGAGUUGAGAAAGCUGUUUCCUUGGAGGAAUACAACAAUGAAAGACACUACUUUUGUGAGAAAAAGUGGAACUUGCUGCCCAACAACACUUCAAUCCACAAGUUUCACUUUCAAGAUUCAAACCUAGAUCAAACCACCAAGACAGUACUUCCAAAUCUUGCCAUAAAUCCCUCACAGUCCUUAGCUUUUAGCCAAAUUACAAUAAUGCCCCCCACAAAAGCAUUUGAAAACAAGAAUGAAGAAGAAAUAACAAGUGUACUAGAAGAGCUAUCAAACAGAAUGAGCAGCAAAAUGAGAAGAGUUAGCAACACAGUGAUCGUUGGAGAGAGUUUAGGGACAGUUGAAACAUUGGUAAGAGGAGUAAUGGAAAGAUUUGAGAAAGGAGAAGUUCCCAAAGAGUUAAGGUGUGUAGAAUUCUUAAGCCUUCCUCUGUUUUCAUUGAGGAAUCUUUCAAAAGAAGAGGUAGAACAGAAGGUUUUGGAGUUGAGAUGCAUUGUGAAAAGUUGUUUGGGGAAAAGGGUAAUUUUCUAUUUGGGAGAUCUCAAAUGGGUAUCAGAGUUUUGGUCAAAUUAUGGAGAACAAAGAAGGUUUUAUAGCCAUGUGGAACAGAUAAUAAUGGAGAUAAAAAGAUUGGUAAAUGGUGAAACUUAUGGAAAAUUUUGGGUUUUGGGUAUUGCAACUUUUCAGAUAUAUAUGAAAUGUAAAGCUGGUCAUCCUUCUUUGGAUUCACUUUGGUCACUUCAUCCACUUACUGUUCCUGUUGGAAGUUUGAGUCUAAGUCUCAACUUUGAAAGCAAAGAAUGUAAUUUUCCAACAACUUCUGCCACGGCUUUCCCUUUAUGUCUAGAACAGUACAAGGAGGAUGCAAGAAAAAGUGGUGUCAUUACCAAUCAACAGGGUGAUGAAUAUGAGCAUAUGUUACCAAAUUCAAGUGAGAAAGAAGGAGUGAAGUUUGUUGAGAAGUCUCCAAAUCACUACAAUUUUCUUGGUCUCAAACAGUCUCCAAAAGAGUACCAAUUCUGGGGUUCUUCAUCGUCGGACGACGAACAUUCCAAACAAAACGUCAUCGUUUCGAAACCAGAUCUCCUUUCAAAUCCCAAUUCAAGCCCCAACUCUGCUUCAUCAAGUGAAGUAGAAAUGGAAGAAGAAGAUCAAGAAGAAGAAGAUUAUUUGAAAGCUUUCAAACUUAUUUCUGAUUCACUUUCAAAAACCAUUCCAAACUGUCCAAAACACAAAGCUGAUGAAAUCUCAGCCACAAUCCUGAAGAACAAGAAGAAGAACAAGAACAAGAAACAUUUUCAUCAACAAAGUUGUUGUUGCCUUUCCUUCAUUGGAAAUGAUGAUCAAAACCAAGCCAAGGAAAAAACAGCAAGAGAAUUAGCCAAACUCUUAUUUGGGUCACAAUCAAAACUCAUUUCCAUUGGUUUAAGCAACUUCAAACAAGAUAUUGAUGAAGAAAAAUCAAUGAGUUGCAAGAAAAGGGGAAGAAAUGAAAUGGGUUGGAAUUAUUUAGAGAGAUUUGCAGAGGCAGUGAAUGAAAAUCCUCAUAGAAUGUUCUUCAUUGAAGAUAUUGAACAAAUUGAUUAUUGUUCAUUAAAGGGAUUGAAAGAAGCAAUUGAAAAAGGAAGAGUAAAGUUUUCAGAUGGGGAAUUUUGUUCUUUAAAAGAUGCAAUCAUCAUCUUCAAUUCCCAAAAACAGAUUGUUAAACAAGAACAACAACAACAAGAAGACAACACAAGUACAUUUGUUUCUUUGGAUUUGAACAUUGCCAUUGAAGAUACAAAUGGAGACAGAAUUAUCAGAUCAAUCAUGGAAGAUUGUGUUGAUGCCAAAAUUUUAUUUUCAUAAUUAUUAGUUAGUUUUUAAUUUUGAGUGAUACCUUUUUUUUUUAAAAAAUCUUGUUUGUGAGACGGGAGUUGGUAGUAUUUUUAGUUUUAGUUUUAGGAUAUGAAUGUAAAUGUGUAAAAUAUUAAAUGCAUAUCUCUCUUGGGAUUUUCAAUUAUGUGUCA